Thermochaetoides thermophila DSM 1495 is the source of this 753-nucleotide messenger RNA. RefSeq names its product histone deacetylase-like protein. The transcript has 3 exons. Gene Ontology annotation, molecular function: NAD+ binding. The coding region runs from base 1 to 753 and encodes 250 amino acids. The record is from RefSeq and is a predicted model, not a curated record. NCBI's taxonomy places the organism in Eukaryota, Fungi, Ascomycota, Sordariomycetes, Sordariales, Chaetomiaceae.
AUGGGCCAGGCACCGUCCUUCGCAAUAGACCCUGACACUCCUCCCCUCACUCUCAAAGAGCGCAGUCUCAAUGCUGUUGCUGAGUUUAUCAAGUCAGGGCGUGCCCGACGCAUUGUUGUCAUGACAGGUGCUGGAAUCUCCACAGCCGCAGGAAUUCCUGAUUUUCGAUCCCCAGACACAGGCCUCUACUCAAACCUCAUGGACCUCGAUCUCCCCGAGCCGGAGGCAAUCUUCGACAUAGAGUACUUCCGCACUAACCCCAAACCCUUCUAUGUCUUGGCCAAAGAGCUCUACCCAGGCCGCUACCACCCGACCAUCUCACACGUUUUCAUCUCCCUUCUUGGACGCAAGGGCCUGUUGCACAUGCUUUUCACACAGAACAUAGACUGUCUCGAGCGCGCGGCCGGAAUCCCUCCUGAGCUGAUUGUUGAAGCCCAUGGGAGCUUCGCCACCCAGCGUUGUAUAGUCUGCAAGGCUCCGUUUGAUGACGUGAAAAUGAAGGAGUUCGUCUCCCAGGCCAAGGUGCCCCAUUGUGAAGAGGAGGGCUGCAAUGGCUUGGUCAAGCCAGACAUCACCUUCUUUGGCGAGGCGUUACCUCGGAAAUUCUACGAAAAUAUUGAUUAUGCGCGGACAGCCGACCUGGUAAUCGUCAUGGUGGGCAACUUUGGCUCGCGCGCGGACGAUGUCAUGCUGUUGAUGGAUUGUGAUAAGGGUGUGAGGGAUCUGGCUAAUGCGCUGGGGGUGGAAGGAUGA